Messenger RNA from Centrocercus urophasianus (Greater sage-grouse), 816 nucleotides. RefSeq names its product parathyroid hormone like hormone (gene PTHLH). Gene Ontology annotation, molecular function: hormone activity; peptide hormone receptor binding. Lineage: Eukaryota; Metazoa; Chordata; Aves; Galliformes; Phasianidae. The transcript has 3 exons. Bases 177 to 713 code for a protein of 178 amino acids. The record is from RefSeq and is a predicted model, not a curated record. Gene Ontology annotation, biological process: bone mineralization; osteoblast development; adenylate cyclase-activating G protein-coupled receptor signaling pathway. Gene Ontology annotation, cellular component: extracellular region.
AGACGGAGCAAAGUUUGGAAGAAGUGAGCUGUUGCGAAGAGUUCCAAAAGUUGUUUAUCCUUCCCAGCUUGCGAGCUGGCAGAACUGACAGCAAGGGACUGCCUGGGGACGGAGCCCGCGCAUGUGUCGCUCAGGACUGACCCCUCCUUUCCUUGCAGGUUUAAGCCCCGGAGGAUAUGAUGUUCACGAAACUCUUCCAGCAGUGGAGUUUCGCGGUGUUUCUGCUGAGUUAUUCUGUGCCCUCCUACGGAAGAUCGGUAGAGGGGAUCAGCCGCAGACUCAAACGGGCUGUAUCAGAGCACCAGCUACUGCAUGACAAGGGCAAAUCAAUCCAAGACUUACGAAGAAGGAUAUUCCUUCAAAAUUUAAUUGAAGGUGUCAACACUGCAGAAAUCCGUGCAACUUCAGAGGUCUCACCUAAUCCUAAGCCUGCUACCAACACAAAGAACUACCCUGUCCGAUUUGGCAGUGAAGAUGAGGGCAGAUACCUAACUCAGGAGACAAACAAAUCACAGACCUAUAAGGAGCAGCCCCUGAAGGUAUCAGGGAAGAAAAAGAAAGCGAAGCCUGGAAAACGUAAGGAACAAGAGAAGAAAAAGAGGCGAGCUCGCUCAGCUUGGCUAAAUUCUGGCAUGUAUGGAAGCAAUGUAACUGAGAGCCCAGUCUUGGACAACUCCAUUACUACACAUAAUCAUAUUUUAAGGAGGCGCUGAUAUUUUCAGCAAGACAACUUUGGAAGACAUAUUGCAGUAUUCUGUAAUAGUGAACAUAGAACAUAUGGGAAGUAUUAAAAUAUUUAUUACCUGUAAAUAUUGU